Prorocentrum cordatum is the source of this 1684-nucleotide messenger RNA. The record is from the annotation of a GenBank genome assembly. NCBI's taxonomy places the organism in Eukaryota, Dinophyceae, Prorocentrales, Prorocentraceae.
GGGGAGGAAGAGUUGUUCGAGGAGUUGCAGCUUUUGGGGCUGCGUGCUGUACUGUUGAAAGAAACUUGGCGUGCGCAGCGACGUGAGAAGCGCGCGAGAGCGAGAUGGGCACGUGUUUCGCGGCUCCGGGGGCCUCGAAGGAGCAAGUGGGACAGGGGUUUCAUUGCGCGGGCGUCUCCCUUUCCUCUCUCCUCCCUUCUUCCAGAAUUCAUCCAUCUUGGAGGCCAGAGUGUCAUAACCUUGUACAUAUGCAUCUGAAAUGUAUGCCGCAUGCUGGAGAUGCGGUCGCAGACGUGGAGGGCAUUUGUUUUCAUGUUCGCCGCUUGUUACGAGCAGUGGUAUCUGCGUCUGGAUGAUUGCCGCUGGGCCCUCAGAGCGAUGGAGACGAUGGGGGGGCCGUUUGGCGAUGCGGCGUGGAAUGCGAAUGCGAAGCGGGGAAGUAGCUGGUUGGGUGAACGACGCCGCAACUGUUGGUUUUGACCGACGCGAUGUUCGAGGCGUGUUUUGGCGAACAGUGAAAGUGUCAAAUCGACGGGGUAAAACGACAGUUGGAUUUUCGGUUUGUUUGUUUGCGGCGGGAACGCGCUAGCGUCGGCGCGGGGGCGAGCGACGCCACUAUUGGUCAAGACCACCGCGCCCUCGAGGUCGUUGUCAAGUGGGGGUUUUAGCAAACUGGUACACCCGACAAAAAACCCAAACCUCAGAUACCGAACUAUCCGCGAUGUUGCCCUUCAGAGAAGAGGGAAUAGUGGGGUCAAUUCGAUGCACAGUCGGAGUCGGUGUCUUGGAUCGUAGGGGAUGACGCGAUGCUGGCGGACAUUGAGAAGCGGUGCCACGACAUUUUGUGUAUUGUAUUCGUGGUCCCAAAGGGUUGCGACGAGAAGGAGACGUUCGAUGAGCAGAAAUGGAGGACUGCGAGGGACCGGUUGCGAAAGACGAGCGCGUGUAGACGGUCGAUGAGACAUGGUGGUAACAAAGAGGACGUAGCAAUUGCUAGUGGGGCCAUCGGGGAAGAUAUUCACGCCGUGGCCAGAACGCGGAACAGACAUUGUAGGAGUAAAGUACCAGGCGCGCUUCAAUAUUUGCAAGAACCGCUGGUGUGCGCAAAGGAUGGCAAGAACAUGCGCGUGCCUUCUAUCUUGAGCGCAGAUAGCAGCGCACGUUUCGCGCGACAUACAUUGCUGAUGUAUUUGCUGCGUUUUCGAGUGUUUGUAUGAUGGUGACAGUGUGGGCUUGCAGAGACACGGGCGAUGAUCGCGCCGUGGCGGUCUCUCUGGAGAGGGUGCGAGGUGGCAACGUUGCCGACGAGAAUGGGGUGGUGGUAUCAUGCUUGAACAUCGGUAACGAUUCGUGGAUGAAAACUAUUGCGGCUUCGCAGGCUCGCUGAACUGGCCGGCAAAUAGGUUGGGCUGCGGCCGAUCUUUUUCAAGCGGGAUAACUUUCAAGACAUGGUGGCGAACGUCUGCCAGCAAAUCACAAGCCUACGUUUGAUAUCCCAAUGUGCGAACUUUUUCAGCUGAGUCGUGUGCAGAAUAAUCGAAUAAACACUUCUUCAAUUGGCUCGCGCCAGCCCGUCGACCCCUCGCGGGGUAGAGGCGGCCGCGGUUUUUCGGCAGGCCAUGCUGGAGCUGGAGUGGCUGCUUUUCUCGCGCCCGCGAAGUUGGAUGGGGAAGAACAAUGGGGG